AUGUUCAAGCCUACGUCUGCCCUAUUUGGGGGUCUUCUCUGGAAGACCCCAUGGCGUCUUUCCUCGAUGCAGAAAGCCCGCCAGCGCAAGCGUCUGCGCGCAGUGGACCGAGUUGUCGACACUGUCAGUGCAGCACUGCAGCGCAACGGACAAACCUCCAAGGCAGUGCAGCGGUGGUAUGCGGAGAUGCCGCGCGAGGAGGAGAUGCUGCCCAAGGACAAGUACACGAUCUUCGAUAAGAAGGAGAAGACCUACCGCAAGGGCAUUCACAAGUUGCCCAAGUGGACUCGGCUCAGCCAGCGCGUCAACCCCCCGGGUUUUUAA
Penicillium alfredii is the source of this 324-nucleotide messenger RNA. RefSeq names its product mitochondrial 54S ribosomal protein mL60. The coding region runs from base 1 to 324 and encodes 107 amino acids. Gene Ontology annotation, cellular component: mitochondrial large ribosomal subunit. Lineage: Eukaryota; Fungi; Ascomycota; Eurotiomycetes; Eurotiales; Aspergillaceae. The transcript is spliced from 3 exons. Gene Ontology annotation, molecular function: structural constituent of ribosome. The record is from RefSeq and is a predicted model, not a curated record.